AACCGAAAACACAUAUUAUGAAUUUCCAUUUGACACUAACUGCAAGACAACUCCAAAUGCUGCUUGAUGCCAAAACUUUUCAACAAAAUUGCGCUAACGCCAAGUAGGAAGAGGUGAUUUUUAUAAUUAAUCAAAUUUGGAAUAAACCUUUUUGAAUGACUUCGUGAUUUGACAAUUCAUUGAAACUUUAAUACUUUAAUGUCCCAGCCCUCUUUAUUAAUAAAUAUAUCCACCGGAAACAAGAGCUUAUAACGUGAAGAAUUGGCUUACGACUUUGAUGCUUUUCAACUUUUUCAAUGUCGUCUUAUCAGUAUUUCACUGAACGCACCGAGUAGACAUGCUAUGAGAAAGCGAUAACUGGCCAAUAAAACGGGGAGACGUGGAAUAUUUUAAACCUGUUGUUGAUAUGCGGCUAUUUGAGAUAAUUUAAUAGUACUUUACGCUAAUUUUCUUGGUAUUGGCGUAUUAUUUGUGUAAAUCCUCGGAAAGGACGGGGAAGAUUUCACUUUGAUAAUAGCGAGUGUGCUUAAAUUUUAACAAAAUGAUUGGUAGGGCGCUAAUAAAAGUGCUAUGUUUGUUGGUACUAUGGUCAGUGGCAGAAGGAUUCACUUCGCAGGAGGUGAAAUGUCAUGUUUGCAAGGCGACGGUACAAGAAUUGGAGAAUGCAAUUUCUAAGGAAGAUCCAAAUAAAACAGUUGACGUCAGUGGAUUUCGACUUGAUGCCAAGGGAAAUUCUAUAAGUAAAUCCGUUAAACUUGUUAAAUCAGAGAUGUAUCUAACCGAGUUAAUGGAAAAGAUUUGUGAUAAAAUGGAGGAUUAUGUUAAAGCUACAUAUAAAAGCAAUGGCAAGUUCACACUUCUUAAGAUGAUUGUCGAUGGAAAGAUGAAUCCGGAAUCAUCGCUUGUGGACUUUGUCCAAGAUGGUGAUUUAAAUAAAAGUCUUGGCCACUAUUGUUUGGAGAUACUCGACGAUCACGAAGAAAUCAUCAUAAAAGCCUUACAAGCUCCAAAACUUAGCGACGAUCUGGACUCUCAAAUUUGCGGAGCUCAGGCGAAAUACUGCCCUUUCAGUCCCAUUCAAGAGGAGUACGACUUUGAUGAAAGGGAUGAAUUAUGAUAACGAUGAAUUAAGUUGAAUUUAAAUACUAGUUAAAUUUUUGUUUUUUAAUACAGCAUUAUAUUUAUUUUGUACAAACACGUUGUGUUAUAAUUAACA
Molecule: messenger RNA, 1216 nt
Organism: Bactrocera oleae (olive fruit fly)
Lineage: Eukaryota; Metazoa; Arthropoda; Insecta; Diptera; Tephritidae
Source: RefSeq, a predicted model, not a curated record